GGGCGGGAGGAGAGGGAAGGAAACAUUAGCGGUACAUCAGUGAGUGGAAUGUGAGUCCCACCAGGGGCCAGUGAGGGAAUAUAAUAAGGGGAGGAGACGGAACCUCAGCCAAUAACUAACAUUCCCUGACUACUCGCUCCCUUAUGUCCCUCCCCGGGCACCAUAGCGCGUGCUGCCGCAGUCUCCGCCCAAGCCCCGCCCCAUCGCUGAGAGAAGCUUCUGAGCUUAGAGACAAGAUGGCUGCCGCCUCCGCUUGUCCCGAGCCUUCCGAUCCCCCCGCCGGCUCCUCCUCUCCUCCAGCCGCUCAGCCUGAGCUUCCUCCGCCCGUGGAAGAGGGAGACGAGGCGGACGAUGAGAGCAGCAGGAGCUCGGGGUCUGAGCGGCCGGACAGUCCCUCUGGGCAGGAGAGUCAGGGCCCUGGGGUCGGGGGAAGUAGUAGCAGUAGCAGCAGCAGCAGUAGCUCCGGACUGGGGAGUAUGACAGUGUCUGAGGCGGAACCGCUGAGCCGUAUGGACUCCGAGGACAGCAUUAGCAGCACUCUCAUGGACGUGGACAGUACGGUCUCCAGUGGGCGUUCCACUCCCGCCAUGAUGAAUGGAGGCUUAGCCAAUAAGAACCCGUCGUACAGCUGCUGCUGGGACCACUGCCAGACCCCCUUCUCCUGCAGCCCCGACCUUGCCGACCACAUUCGCUCCGUCCACGUGGAUGGGCAACACGGAGGGGUGUACGUGUGUUACUGGAAGGGCUGUAAGGUGUAUAACACCCCAUCGACCAGUCACAGCUGGUUACACAGACACAUGCUCACCCACAGCGGAGACAAACCCUUCAAGUGCGUUGUUGGCGGCUGCAAUGCCAGUUUUGCGUCCCAGGGAGGGUUGGCCCGACACGUCCCCACGCACUUCAGCCAACAGAACUCUUCCAAAAUGGCCAAUCACUCCAAAUCCAAAGAAGAGUCGCCAUCGAAAGCCGGUCUGAACAGGAAGAGGAAGCUGAAGAUCAAAAGGAAGCGCACCCUACCGCUUGGCAACCCUCCCACCACAAAAGCCCGACCCCACGACUUCUUCGAUGCGCAAACGCUGGACGCCAUACGGCACCGAGCCAUCUGCUUCAAUCUCUCGGCCCAGAUAGAGAGUCUGGGCAACGGCCACAGCGUGGUCUUCCAUAGCACGGUGGUCGCUAAGCGCAAAGAGGACACGGGCAAAAUCAAGCUCCUGCUGCACUGGACCCCGGAGGAUAUACUCCCGGACGUGUGGGUGAAUGAGAGCGACCGGCACCAGCUCAAGACAAAAGUCGUCCAUUUAUCCAAACUGCCCAAAGAUACCGCCUUGCUGCUCGACCCCAACAUCUACAGAAAUUCGAGUAAAAGGAACGAGCCGAGUGGGACCCUGAAAGAGCAAGUCUCUUAGAGGCACCCGCUGGGCAGAAGAGGAGAGGGCGCCAGUGUGGUGUAGUUGCACAAGAGCCUGGCAGUGUCGGGGUGCUGUUUAUCUUAGUGUUGUGGAGUUCACUGUACCCCCCGCGUCCCCCCAUUUUGUGUCCGACCGACCUCCUCCGGCGAAUUAGUGGCGCUGUGUAACGGCUUUGCAUGUUUUGUGCAUCGUUUGCCUUCGUUAAUUGUGAAAUCUAAUUAGGGAAUCCCCCCCCCUCCCGUCGCUGCGCGUUUCAUGCGACGCGUCCCAACAACGUUUUGGGCUUUUUUUUUUUUUUUGGAAAUGCACUUUUGCCGGCUCAUUGGCCGGGGGCACCUGUCACUCAUAGGACACGCCCCCUUCUGUGUGGGGAAAUCCCGGUGCAGAACUACAAGGUGCGGGGAGUUGUUUAUCUCCUUCCCUGGAGUCGGCAGACGGGGGCGCAGGUAGCAAAGGGGUUAAUAGACCCUUUCCUGACAUUCGAAUGACCCCCCCUCUAUAGAUAGAGAAUUCUAUUUUGAUCAGACGUUUAUUCGGCACCAAAGUUUGUCCCUUCGCUCCCCCCCCGUCUAUUUUUAUGAAACUGUCGCCCCCCCACGCUGUUCCCGCACUCGCUUGUAAAUACCCCCCGCAGAUUUGUAAUAUAUUUUUAUAAAACGUAACCGUAGAGUUGAUUUUUGUUUUCCUUCUUUGUAUUUCAGCCUGAAGCUUUGUUUGUUGUAAAUAAGUUGCCCCCCAAUCCUCCAUUUCACUCGUUGUGCCACAAGCAAAUGCUUCUCCCCAAAUCCCCCGCUAACAAUAAAACGCAUUUGCAAAACCA
Xenopus laevis (African clawed frog) is the source of this 2229-nucleotide messenger RNA. RefSeq names its product AE binding protein 2 L homeolog (gene aebp2.L). Bases 144 to 1406 code for a protein of 420 amino acids. The record is from RefSeq and is a predicted model, not a curated record. NCBI's taxonomy places the organism in Eukaryota, Metazoa, Chordata, Amphibia, Anura, Pipidae. The transcript has 10 exons.